This is a messenger RNA of Medioppia subpectinata, 1773 nucleotides long. The record is from the annotation of a GenBank genome assembly. Lineage: Eukaryota; Metazoa; Arthropoda; Arachnida; Sarcoptiformes; Oppiidae.
AUGAGAGGCAAAUUUUUAAACCAGAGAUUGUUUUCCACGGAAUCAGAAGACGAGCCGAUAGUAGUGGACGACUCGGACGGCGAUAAUAAGAAGACCAGCGGUCGUCGGUUGUGGACCAACCAAAUGGCGACACAAACUGGUCCGCGCAAAUACAGAUUUAAUGUGAUAUUCGUAUUGGCUUUGCCUCGAGAUUAUAGCCAUAACACCAAUCUGUCGACCACUCAAACCGCUAUCACUCAGGAAUCCCAACAAUUCAAUGAUAUUCUUCAGUUGGCUUUUAUGGACGCCUAUUAUAAUCUAACGCUUAAAGCGAUUGGAAUCUUAAACUGGGUUUUAAACAACUGUUUAACAAAUGACUACAUCUUCAAAGCUGAUGACGAUAUUCUGGUCAACUCUCAGCGAUUGCGACAGAAAAUGGACGACAAAACCUUUAAAUCAGCUGAUGACGAUAUUCUGGUCAACUCUCAGCGAUUGCGACAGAAAAUGGACGACAAAACCUUUAAAUCAGGUUUUACUGGCGUACUGUCACAAACCAAUCACAAACCGAUUCGAGAUAUUAAUGACAAAUUUUAUGUUCCCAAAGAAGUGUAUGAUAAGGACUAUUACCCGCUAUGGCUCUACAACUCAGCCAUCAGUGAUGACCACAUCCUACUCAUCGAUGACUUGUAUUUGACUGGAAUUAUAGCUCAAAAGUCUAAUAUAAAGCGUUAUAAUAGCGAUGAGUUUGUUGUACUCGAUUCGGACGAAGUGUGCAAAACGGAUGUCUGCGAUCUCCACACGAUGUGUGCGUUUCACGGAUGCAAUCAAACUCCUAAUCAAACCAUUGAAUUAUGGAUGCGAUGGAAGAAUACAACCCCAGAAUCUUUGAGAUAUGAACACACUUUGCAAGAGAUUGAGUUAACCCGAAGAGUCUUAAUAGAGCCCAAAUGUGAAUCCAAUUGGACGCCGAUAUUUGUUUAUUCGGCCGCAAGAACUUCAGGCAAAUACUAUUUGAGGAGAAAAGCCACUCGUGAGGGAUGGGCUCUCGAAGCGCGCAAAUACAGAUUUAAUGUGAUUUUCGUAUUGGCUUUGCCUCGAGAUUAUACCCACAAUAACACCAAUCUGUCGACCACUCAAACCGCUAUCACUCAGGAAUCCCAACAAUUCAAUGAUAUUCUUCAGUUGGCUUUUAUAGACGAUUAUUACAACAUAACUCUGAAAGGGAUCGGUAUCUUAAACUGGGUUUUAAACAAGUGUUCAACACAUGACUAUAUCGUCAAAGCAGACGAUGAUAUUCUCGUUAACUCUCAGCGAUUGCGACAGAAAAUGGACGACAAGACCUUCAAAUCGGGCAUUACUGGCCAAAUGCUUACCCAUAAAAAGCCGUAUCGAGAUAUUAAUGACAAAUGGUAUGUUCCUAAAUAUUUGUAUGAUAAGGACUAUUACCCGCCAUAUGUAUUGGGUGGCGCGUAUAUUAUAUCCGCCGAUAUAAUUGAAAGCCUUCACAACUCAGCCAUCAGUAAUGACCACAUCCUAUACAUCGAGGACUUGUAUUUGACUGGAAUUAUACGUCAAAAAUAUAAUAUAGAGAUCCAUAACAACGACGAGUUUGUUAUACUUUUAGACGAUGUGUGCAAAACCGAUGUCUGCGAUCUCUACACUGUCUGUGCGUUUCACGGAUGCAAUCAAACUCCUAAUCAAACCAUUGAAUUAUGGAUGCGAUGGAAGAAUACUACACCAGAAUCUUGUCAUAUCAAUAAUUUGUCGCCAAAUUACACAAAAGUACGACAAUAG